Messenger RNA from Agrilus planipennis (emerald ash borer), 1099 nucleotides. RefSeq lists its product as uncharacterized. The transcript is spliced from 4 exons. Lineage: Eukaryota; Metazoa; Arthropoda; Insecta; Coleoptera; Buprestidae. The coding region runs from base 125 to 982 and encodes 285 amino acids. The record is from RefSeq and is a predicted model, not a curated record.
AACCCAGAUGUGUAGAAGUAAAUGAAGUUAGUAUACGGAUCUCAGUGAACUUGUGUUGACCACAGGCUAUUUCUUCUGGGAAUUAUACUUUUUUAGUGCGAUUAGACUAAUUUAGAAGGCCAUUAUGACACAAGUUACCGUCGCAUCAUCUUUGGUACUGAUCGUACUUAAUAUUUUAAGUUAUUCCCAUGCAGCUUCUCGUAACUCCCCCCAAGUUGAGGCACCGGUCCUCCUUAACUCUUACCUCCCCGCCGCCAUGCAGAUAAUAGCCCACUUGACUGAUCUGAUGAAAUACGAUGUUAAACCAGCGAGUUAUUUCACCACCACACCAAAACCUACAAGUCCCCACUGGCCAUCAAUUUUCGCCCCCACAAGGCCCCCCAAGGUUCCGGCAUUAAAAAAUAUAUAUUACGAAAGAAGCGCCCCUAAUGGCGAAAUUCCAAAAGAAAGCCCGUUGGAGCCCCGAGGAAAUGAAAACAAUAAUGAAUACGUAAAUGGGCCUCUUCCCGAUGACCUGUACUUAUUUGGGAUAGGACCCAGCCAGCUUUUAAAUAUAAUAAAUAAAAUUGAUGAAAAUAAUUUCGAAAACGAAGAGAGACAAGUUCUGAAAUUUUUAGAAACGUAUGAUGAUUACAAUGUCAAGCAAUACGUCAUUGGUAACAAAAAAACUCCACCCACAAGGGCCUAUGUCACCCUAUUAUCACUCUACGACCAGUUGAAUGCUGAAGCGAAAAAGCUAAAGUUGAGUAAAUAUGGGGGUUACACACCAAUUGUUUUAAAAUUUCUUGAAGAAAAUUGUACAGGAACUUCAACCCACCAAUUACUUUCCGUAUUACACAAAACAAUCGAAAACAGAGAUACCGACAACGCAAAAGUAAUAGAAAGAAUAAAUAAUAUGAUUAAAGAUUUGGAAACAGCAAACAGCUACGUGAAUCAAGCAUUACUAUAUGUGCCACCAUUACACUUUGAUUUUUUUGCUUAACAGUGGUGCAUAUAAGUAAAAUAAUUACUUUAAUCUAAUUAGAUAGAUAGGCCUUAAAUAAAAUUUUGUAUUAAUCUUAUAAAGAAGGAAAUGUGAUGUUUUAUUUUGUUUCAUUUU